AUCGAAAAGGCGCGUAACCCACGCUAACUCGCCAUCUUUUCCAGGUGACUUCCGGUUCUACAUCUCUGCAACUUUGGAAUCGCCUUUUACAUUUGUUUUAACAAAUUAAAUAGCGAUGGCAACCAAAACCCCCAAAAGCAGUAAGAAAACCAUAAUUACAACCACUACAACACAACGGACGUCAACCCCGUCCACAUCUGCAGCAUCUUCACCCGGCCGGCGUGCGAGGUCUCCAUCACCAGCACGCAUCUCCCGUCAAGCAGAAAAGGAGGAGCUCUCAAGUUUGAACGAUCGACUAGCAGCUUAUAUCGACAGAGUUAGAUAUCUAGAAAAUGAGAAUAGCCGCUUACAAGUUGCUGUAAAAUCAACAGAAGAGACCGUCACCCGUGAAGUAUCAAGUGUAAAACACUUGUACGAAACAGAGUUGGAAGAUGCAAGAAAACUGCUUGAUGACACUGCCAAGGAGAAAGCAAGAUUGCAAAUUGAGGCAUCUAAGCUGAAGGCUGAAACAGAUGAAUGGAGAUCUAAAUACUAUAAAAGGGACAAGGAAGCUAAGGAUGCUGAAGGACAACUACAUGGUUUACAAAAGGACUUGGCAGACUUGGAAGGUAAACUGGCUGUAUCUGAACAACAAAGAAAACAUUGGGAAAAGGAAUAUAAUAAAAUUAAAGGUGAUAUUGCAAUGUUAGAAAGACAGCUUGCAACCAGCAAAAAGCAGCUGGAAGAGGAAACCUUAGCUAGGGUUGACCUACAGAACAGAUUACAGACAAUGAAGGAGGAACUGACCUUUAAAUCACAAAUGCAUGAACAGGAAUUGAAUGAAACCAGAGUAAGAACCACAAGAGAGGUGGAAGAAGUAGACUCAAGUGUAAGAAUGGACUAUGAGACUAAACUUCAGGAUGCAUUGAGACAAAUGAGAGAUGAAAGUGAUGAGAAGCUGUUUGUUGGCAAACAAGAAAUAGAGACAGUUUAUGAGAGAAGGAUUGAUGACCUCCAGUCCCAGUUAGAGAGAACAAUGAAUGAUUCCACUGUACAUAACCAUGAUGCUUAUACCUAUCGUAGACAAGUGGAUGAACUCAAUUCAGAGCUAGCAAGACUCAGGGACCAGAACGUUUCAUUAGAAGGAAGAGUUAGAACUUUGGAAGCUCAAAUAAUGAAGGAACAAGAUGAUUUCCUAGAAAGAUUAGCUCAGAAAGAUUUAGAUAUGACGGCUCUACAAGAAAACCUUAACGAAUUAACCCAAGAGUACAGUGAUCUGCUUGAGAUUAAAAUCAAACUUGAUCUUGAAAUAGCCAACUACCGAAAACUGUUGGAAGGAGAAGAAGACAGACUGAAUAUUAGUAGUAUUAGUUCUUUGUCUCCUGGUACUCCUAGCAGAGGUGCUAAGAGGAAGAGAGUGGCAUUGUCAGAAGAAGUAACAGAGUUUGGCGAGACGUCCAGUGGAUUAUCUUCCACUAGUGAGGCUACUGGUAACGUGGUUGUCAGUGAUGUAGAUGCUGAUGGAAGUUAUAUACAGCUAAAAAACAACUCUGAUGAGGAUAUUCCAAUUGGAGGAUGGCUGCUCAAGUUAAAACAUACAGAUGAUAUAGAUGCUGACGAAGUAGCUCAUUACAAAUUCCACCGCACAUUGCAGUUAAAGGCUGGCCAGACAUGUACUGUAUGGAGCUCUGGUACUGGAAAGACACAUAGUCCACCAAGUGAUCUUGUCAUGAAGACUCAGAAAUGGUUAAAGAGUAAGGAUUUGAUGAAAGCAGAAUUAAUCAAUUCUGAUGGAGAUGAGGUAGCUAGCAGAAAGUUGUCCAAGACGAUCUCUAGAACAAGUUCCUCAUUCAGAACCAGUUAUGAUACAACUGAUUCGUCUAGAGGGAGAGAAAAGGAAGGAUGUGCUGUAAUGUAAUCCUUAUAUUGAAGUGCUUCAUAUGUUCUAGCCAGGUUAUAUAUGCAGGGUGCACUGCUAGUUCUUUACAUCGUUAUGUUUUAUCAUGUGUCCUUGUCCGGUAAUUAAGUGUGAAAUAUCUAGCCCUCGAUGGCAGAAUACUUAAGUUGGGAAUUUAAAUACUAAUGAUUAAAUAUGAGAUCACAUGUCACAAAUACGUUGCUCUUUAUGCCAGUAUUUAAGAUAAGCACCCUGCAUGUGACAUCUGGCUAGAAUACUGCCUGAGGACCAGUUGCUCCACAUAGUUUAUAUAGAGAAUAGUACACCAUACAUGUAAUGACUGAAGAAUGUAGCAAAGAUUAUCCUAAAAAGAAAACCAUUAAAGAAAAGACUGAGAAAAGAACAGUUUAUAUAUGGGUUAUCUCUGAAAUAUUGUAAUUGUCUUUUACUUAAGAUGUAACUUGUUAUUAUAAAGAAAGUUUUACGUUGAAAAAGUUGUAUUUGAAAGGUUGAUUUUUAUAAGGUUGUAUUUUACAAGUACCUGUUCAUUGUUUAAAUUUUGAAAGAAAUGUAAAGAAGGUUGUUAAGAGAGAUUUAUUGUGAGUGUUUUGGAAAAUGAAGACUGAUGGAGGCUUUUUGAGUGUUUCUCAGGGACGUUAUACCUCAUGUCUUAUGGAAUGUGUUCAUUUUUCCUUCAACUGUAGUCCCUUUAAAUAAGUUUUUCAUGGAUGUCAGACAAAAAACAAAUGCUAUUCCAUUCACAAUCUUAUUGAACUUGCAAUAUUCUGUAUUGAUUAAGGCAGCAAAAGCAUAGAAAAAUGGGGCAUUAAUGUCAG
Molecule: messenger RNA, 2712 nt
Organism: Mytilus trossulus (common blue mussel)
Lineage: Eukaryota; Metazoa; Mollusca; Bivalvia; Mytilida; Mytilidae
Product: lamin-B1-like
Exons: 11
Coding region: 116-1897 (593 amino acids)
Biological process (GO): nuclear pore localization; heterochromatin formation; nuclear envelope organization
Cellular component (GO): nuclear lamina; nuclear envelope
Molecular function (GO): structural constituent of cytoskeleton
Source: RefSeq, a predicted model, not a curated record